AUGAAGCUCGACUUCUGGCGCAACAGAAACGGGUCGUCGGCCGAUGAGGUUGCGGCAGGUUCCUACGAUGGUGAGCCGCCAAUCGACCAGACCUCUAAACCCUUCUUCCAACGAGUGCUUCCGGUGUUUGCUACUGGUGCUGGUCUGUUCUCAGAUGGCUACGUCCAAAACGUCAUUGGUUCGGUCGGUACGAUUCUGGGUAUGCAAUAUGGCGAUAUCUACAAGAAGAGCAAUUAUAAACAGAAUGUUGCUUCAAUCGCCUUUGCUGGCACGGUUCUUGGCCAGCUUGUCUUUGGAUACACAAGUGACAAGUGGUCUCGCACCAACUCUCUGCUUGUAUCUACGGCUAUUUUGAUCGUAUUUACAGCGCUAUGUGCUGGGAGCUAUUAUCACGGAUCAGUCUCAGGAAUGCUUCAAAUCCUGAUUGCAUGGCGAUUCUUUGUUGGAAUCGGCAUUGGCGGAGAAUACCCUGCUGGAUCUGUUGGAGCUGCUGAGUCCACCGGUGAACUCAAGAGUGGUACGAGAAACAGAUGGUUCAUAUUAUUCACAAAUUCUAUGAUCGAUUGGGGAUUCGUGGCUGGCGCCCUUGUGCCGUACAUUGUGACAGUCAUCUGCGACAACAAGCAUCUCAGCACUAUCUGGAGGACAAGCUUGGGCAUCGGCUGCGUGUUCCCCCUGAUACUCUUCGUUCUGCGACUACGCUUGAAGGAGCCAGAGGAGUUCCAGCGGCACUCUAUGGCUCAUGCCAAGAUUCCGUACAUGCUCUCUUUGCGCUUCUACGGAUAUCGGCUGUUUGUCGUAUCUUUGAUCUGGUUCAUCUAUGACUUCUCAGCCUACUCCUUCGGAAUUUACAGCAGCACAAUCUUGGCAAACAUCAUCAGCGACGAUGCACCGCUAAGCACCACCUUCGGUUGGAACGUAUUGAUAAACGUCUUCUACCUGCCUGGAACUCUAUUGGGUGCACCCGUCAGUGACUGGUUGGGCCCCCGAAUGGCUCUCGUAACGGGAGUAACUCUUCAAGCGAUUGUCGGGUUCAUCUUGAGCGGCGACUACCACAACCUAUCUCAGCCACAUAAUGUUGCCGGCUUUGCUGUUGCAUAUGGCAUCUUCCUAUCUCUCGGUGAGCUCGGGCCCGGUAACAAUAUCGGUCUCCUAGCGGCGAAGACAUCUGCUACAGGCAUUCGAGGCCACUACUACGGCGUCGCAGCGGCUUUCGGUAAGAUUGGCGCCUUUGUCGGGACCUACGUAUUUCCAUAUAUUGCUGCUGCCGGAGGAGACAGUGAUGUUGCAUCGGCGCAAUAUCCCUUCUAUGUGUCGUCGAGUCUUUGUAUCUUGAGUGCCGGACUGACCAUCUUCUGCUUGCCACACAUCGGCCAGGAGACCAUCCAACUCGAGGAUCGCCGCUACAGGGAAUAUCUCGAGAGCAAGGGUUAUGAUACGCGCCAGAUGGGCUUGCACAAGGGGGAGAGCCUCGAAAGCGUAGGCAAUGCGGCUCAUGUCGAGUCUCCGGGUGAGCCAAAGGUGUAA
Messenger RNA from Phaeoacremonium minimum UCRPA7, 1527 nucleotides. RefSeq names its product putative mfs phospholipid transporter git1 protein. The coding region runs from base 1 to 1527 and encodes 508 amino acids. Gene Ontology annotation, biological process: carboxylic acid transport; transmembrane transport. The transcript is spliced from 9 exons. The record is from RefSeq and is a predicted model, not a curated record. Gene Ontology annotation, molecular function: carboxylic acid transmembrane transporter activity. Lineage: Eukaryota; Fungi; Ascomycota; Sordariomycetes; Togniniales; Togniniaceae. Gene Ontology annotation, cellular component: plasma membrane.